Molecule: messenger RNA, 5211 nt
Organism: Amphibalanus amphitrite
Lineage: Eukaryota; Metazoa; Arthropoda; Thecostraca; Balanomorpha; Balanidae
Product: protein cycle-like
Exons: 12
Coding region: 114-2024 (636 amino acids)
Biological process (GO): regulation of transcription by RNA polymerase II
Cellular component (GO): cytoplasm; nucleus; aryl hydrocarbon receptor complex
Molecular function (GO): RNA polymerase II cis-regulatory region sequence-specific DNA binding; DNA-binding transcription factor activity, RNA polymerase II-specific; protein dimerization activity
Source: RefSeq, a predicted model, not a curated record
AAAUAAGUAAAUAAAAUAACAUUGUAAUGUGUUGUAACCCUACAUAAAAGGGAUAUUUUUCAUUUUCUGGACUUUCUUCAGUUUAACAUUAUUGGGAUUUCAUUUGAAUCGAGAUGAGUGAAAACGGGUCAAAUUCAUCGGACCGAUCUGGCACCAAAAGGAAACUAGAAGAUCAUCAUCUAUUCAGCAGAGAGAGUGACGAUGACGACGACAACCUCUCGAUCGGCAGCAGCAGCAAGUACUCGCGCGUGUCCUCCGACUCCGGAGGCAGCUCGUCGAAAAAACAAAACCACAGCGAGAUUGAGAAGCGUCGCCGUGACAAGAUGAACUGCUACAUCUCGGAGCUCUCUCAGCUGAUCCCCAUGUGCCAGUCGAGGAAGCUGGACAAGCUGACCGUGCUGCGGAUGACGGUGCAGCACAUGAAGAUGCUGCGUAACUCCACGCCGUCGGCAGUCGAGGGCCAGUGCAAGCCCGCCUUCGUCACCGACCAAGACAUGAAGAGCCUGAUACUGCAGGCCGCCGACGGGUUUGUGUUCGUGGUCGGCUGCGACCGCGGACGGGUACUCUACGUCUCAAAGUCUGUGGAGAAUGUGCUAGACUACACGCAGGACGACUUAAUCGGCCAGAGUCUGUUCGACAUCCUUCACCCGCGCGAUGUUGGCAAGGUUAAAGAACAGCUGGCCUCGUCCGACCUGACGGCCCGCAGUCAGCUAAUCGACUCCAAGACGCUACUGCCGAUUCCUACCAGUGUUUCCAGCGAGUCCAACAGCCUGUGUCCCGGCUCGAUGCGGUCGUUCUUCUGUCGGAUGAAGUGCGGGCAGGGAGGCGGCGGUGCGGCUGCCAUGGAUGAGUCGGACGCGGCGUCCGGGCAGCGGCGACAGCGGCGAUUCUCAGCUGCCGGAGACAAGCGGUUCAAGAUCGUGCACUGCGCCGGGUACCUAAAGGCGUGGGUGCCCUCCUCGGGAGACGUGGAGAAGGAGCCAGAUGAAGAGGGCUGCAACCUCUCCUGCCUGGUGGCCAUCGGCCGGCUGUACUCUCAGAUGGUGACAGCACCGUUUGACGCCGCCAACACGCGGCCGCUCGAGUUCUUCUCGCGGCACACCACCGACGGAAAGUUCCUCUACGCCGACCAGAGGGUGACCCUGGCACUGGGAUACCUGCCCCACGAACUGGUCGGUACCAGUAUAUACGAGCUGUGUCAUCCGGACGACAUCGCUCGUAUAGCCAAAACGCACCGCCACUGCCUGCAGUCGCCGGCCGACGAGACGCAGGUAUACAAGUUUCGAGUGAAGAACAACUCCUUCGUCACAGUCCGGACAAAGUGGAAAGCGUUCAAAAACCCGUGGACGAAGGAGCUGGAGUAUAUUUCAGCAUCAAAUCAAAUCAUGAACCCGAGUCCGUCUCGGCCGGGCGGCUCCCGCAGCUCACGGGACCCCGUCCAGGACGAUCUGCUGCGCGGAUUCUCCCCUCUAAACCUGGACGGCUCCGAGACAGGUGGCUCAAUAUCGGGGGAGACGGCUUACAAGUUUGACAGCAUUAGCGCGAGCAAGAUCGGACGGCGGAUCGCGGACGAGGUGCUGGACAGUAGUCGGCGGCCGUCUCCCUCCCUGACCUCCGCCAGCCCCGCCUCGAACGUCGAGACGCUGCUGGAGAACAUCAGGGAAAACUCCAACUCGGGUUCGACGCUCUUCGACACCGUAAGCCGGGACGACGAGCUGCUGAGCAGCCAGCAGCUGCUGACGGAGGUGAUGCAGGACCGCGACCCCGCCUCGGAGGAGGGCGCCGGCGGAGGCGUGUCGCCGGCCGGCCGGCCUGCCCCGCCCCCGCCGCCGCCGCAGCCGCUGCCGCCGGCGCUGCACGGCCGGAACGGGCUGCCGGGCCCUGGCGAGGCGGCGCAGAGCCCGGCGGCCGCCGACGCACAGGAGGACGAGGCAGCCAUGGCGGUGAUCAUGUCCCUGCUGGAGGCGGACGCCGGUCUCGGCGGACCGGUCGACUUCACCGGACUGCCGUGGCCGCUGCCCUAGACGGAGUGGAGGGUGUCGGUCGACCGAGCUGCUCUGGAGACAGAGGGUCAGUCCACAGCGGCCCAUCCGCCCCGGCGGUGAGCGCGCUAGCUGUUGCAUUGUGACGUCGUUACCACGUGACGUUACCUGCCCGCGAGUCACCGCAGUUCGCCGUGAGGUCAGGACCGGCACUCUGGAGUUACACUCAAUCACUCUCAGGCGGCAAACGACAAUCAAAUGGCCCGUCCGUCGGUCGCCGGUAGUGCAGCCGCACGCGCAGAUUAUUAUUAUGAGCUCGUGGUCAGAGGGUGCGGCUGAUGACCUCAUCUGGCGUUCCUCGCAGUCCUGGGUUAUUGCCAGCAGGGCCCGGGACGGUAUUGUUGUCUUUCGAUAGGCAUGCGUCGUGUGCUAACGGUGUGAUUCUGUGCGCAGUGACUGGAGGAUAGCGCCCGGUCUGGUUAGUGGGAGCGUAUAGGUUAUGGUUUAGGUCCGUGUAGUGAUGUAUGGUGGCAUUCGGGGGAUGGUGUCGUCAGUCCAAUCAUGAUCAGAGUAUUUAUUGAGCAGCUUUUAGGGGGUGUAAUACGGUAUUACACCACGAGGUGAGGUAUUACUAAUACCUCACCUCGUGGUGAGUUACUCUAGUUUGGUCGGAUUGCCAAAACAAAGACGCAGUGAACCCGAUACUAAAUUGAAAUCCAAUUUGCUACAGGAUGCUGCAUAGCAGUUUUUACGGGAUUAAAUAAUAAAUAUAUCGUCCUUUUGAAAAUUGAGGAAUCAAAUAUUUAUUGAGAUAUUGCAGUGCAUAUUUGUUACUGCUUAUCCAUAUGCGGGACGCAUACAUACUUCGCUUCAAUUAUUCGGUCUUCUAAUUAAGCAGCCUUUUAUUGUGCUGCCAUUUUAGUCAACUUUUCUUCUUUGUCCAUUUCGCCGCCAAGUUGCAAACAGGUUUAGAUAUUCCGUAAAACAAAUCGAGUAUAUGGGGAGAACGUGCUAUAUGUAUCUGUACCACACAUGGUCAUAGGCAAUCGACUCUAGCGUCGUCAAUCGUAUGUGAAACAUAAGAUACUUUAUACCUGUCGGCACCGUUUCGGCUAUUCGUGGGAAGGGUGUCGCCAUUCGAUAGACAUGGACUGGUCAUUAUUAGUCCAUCAUUUUGAGGAAGUGAUACGGUAGGAUUCGCCGGCCGUUUCGCCCGGUCCUCUACUGGAACGGCGUGAUCGCAGGGCCGGGGCCCGAUGCCAUUGCUCAGCUGGGGCGGUACGUAGUCUGUAGUUCAAACUCGGGCGGGUGCUCGCGCUUUCAUUGUAGUGCAGUGUCCGCGGUGGCCAGGGCCUCGGGCGGCAGUUCCGCGUAGGGGUCCCAGUGGUCCGUCCUCACGGACAAAUCCGGCUCAUCGGAGCACCUCAGCCAGUCGUCGGGCAACCAACCAGAUUCUAUUUUUGCCGGCAGCUGGGAAAACGCCACAUGUGAUCGCUCCGUGCUCAGAAAGUCAAUCUUCCCAGGUUCGCGGGCUGAGCUCAGACUGGCAGGCCUCGGUGCGGGUCGGAGGGCAUUGCCACCGGAACUUUGACGCGGGUCUGCUCGGAUAGCAGCCUGACUAGGAGUUCCCCUCCGGAGUUUCGGAAGGGACGCGCUGUGUCUCUUCAGACGGGUUCCGAGACGGGGUAAGACAUGUGGACCUCCCUAAUACAUUCGUAGACGGGUGUUAUUGAACACCCUUUCAGAGAUGGGUGUAACACUCGUCACAAGCUAUAUCAAAUCGGCUGGGACGGCUUUGCGUUCGAGGGAGCACCGCCGGACUCGCAGAGCUGACUCAAUAGAUAGACUUGCGGUGGUAGCUAGGUGAAGCGAAUCGUUACUGUGGGGACUGCUGUGGCAGUGACAAGAGACUGUCUCCGCGGGUCCGUACAGCCUCUGUUGUUUGUAAACAGAUCAAUCCAGUGUGGGGAGGGUGACGCGGGGUAGCGCCGACCGGUGUCGGGCAGCUGGGGAAAUGCGCGGACGAGUGGCCGGGGUGUCUAUACCAACGUACCUGCCGGUGGCGAGCGCCGAGCCGACUGUGAGAGUCGUGGGCACGCCACAGAGGGUUCUACUCCCGCAGCGGGGCCGCGCGGCAGUGACACAGCGCGACGUAUAUUUUAUCUUGUUAUCAUCCGAUCGAUGUCCAUGUACUCUGCGUUGAUGCUGGCGGGGCGGCCACCGUGCAAUGUAUGUAUGUCUGUCUGUGUCGUACACACGCCAUGUUAAUCGUACCGGUCGCUGUUGGCUGUUCAUGUGCGCAUUUUGAGCUAGCCAUGGUCAGUGGAGUGUGCAAUAUUUUGUCGCAUUUGGUUGAUGUCUGCGCGCCUGCCGGGACGGGUGCGCGUUCGGCGCCCCCGCGCGUGCUCACCAGUUUCCACGGGUGGGUGGGCUCCUCUGAUCCGGAUGCUCUUCUUAGUAUGCUGAUUUCCUGUCAUCUUUUUCAUCCACCAGCUACCGGACCGACCUGGUGCUUCAACUUCCUCUCCUUCAGCUCCGACUUGUCAGAUCCAGGGAGUCCGGGAGGCAGUGUCGACUCCGACGUCCUGGCCAAGACCCAAGUCCGGCGCACCAAGUAAGCAUUGGUCUUUCCUGUCGUCUGUUCCCUACGUUAUCCCUCUCGAUCGCUCACUUUCCCUGGUCCCACUUAUCACCCCUCCCGCUGCUCCGGCCACCACUCCUUCUAAACGUCCCCAAUGUCGCAUCCAGCUGCUCGUUUCCCCGAGUGCCCUGUCGAUGUACAUUUGUGACGUCUGUCUCGAAUGAGUCAUGGUCAGGCUGUUUCUAUUCUUGUCCUUUUCAGCAACUACCGUUAUAAUCCAGCCUUCAGUUUCCACUCCAGUUUCGCCACUGUUUCCGCCUUUUUGAUGAUCUGGCGCCUCCGUUCAAUUAUUUCAAGCUGGUCGUUGUGGACUCCACCUCCUCGCGCCUCUGAUACCGACACAUACACCUUCAUACCAAACUAUCCAAUACCGCACAGACUAUCCAUAAGAUUGCCUUGUCGGGUUCGAUGCUGCGUACCGUUAUCCGGCCGUCCGGGUCCUCUCCGGAUAAUCUGACCUGUCUCCGGAGCAGUCGCUGACCUGGUGACCUGACCUGGGGGAGGGGACUGGAGCGCGGCACGACACUUGCCGGUAGGGUGUGAGCUGUGGUCGGGAGGCCAAUAUACGUGCCAUGCUGUGUGCAGAGA